Aspergillus puulaauensis is the source of this 4074-nucleotide messenger RNA. Its product is annotated as ABC transporter ATP-binding protein. Gene Ontology annotation, molecular function: ABC-type transporter activity; ATP binding; ATP hydrolysis activity. Lineage: Eukaryota; Fungi; Ascomycota; Eurotiomycetes; Eurotiales; Aspergillaceae. Gene Ontology annotation, cellular component: membrane. Gene Ontology annotation, biological process: transmembrane transport. The transcript is spliced from 12 exons. The record is from RefSeq and is a predicted model, not a curated record. The coding region runs from base 1 to 4074 and encodes 1357 amino acids.
AUGUCGGGGCUCCAGGAGUGCGAAGUCUUGGCACGGACGCGGGCCUUCGGAGGCUCGGAGUCUCCGCCCUCCGCAUCUUUCUAUCCUGCUCUCACUACUAUCCAGCCAUCAUCAUCCCCUGGAAGCGGAUGUGAUGGCCUCCAAGGCUCCGAAUCAUCAGAAGCAAAUCUGGAACGCGUGUUUUAUCAAGGCGAUGAUUCGAAGACGUCUUUUACUGUAGCUCCUUUGGGCACCCCAGAGGGGGAGAAGGCGGCCGGAGAAGCCGACGAUGCUCAGAUACUAAUCAAGCCUGAUAAAGAAAAUGUUGAGAAGAAAGGCACCAAUGGUUUCCUGAGAGUUUUCACUUUUGGCGACACCAAGCUCUAUGUCCUCGAAUGCAUUGCCGUCGUAGCUGCUGUUGCAUCUGGAGUUGCCCUCGCCCUGGUCAACCUGGUCAUCGGACGGUUCAUGACACUGCUUAGCGACUUCAGCUUCUCCGACGCAAGCUCCAUCCCUGACAAUUUCAUGUCUGCCGUGCGAACGUCAGCUCUCUACUUCGUCUACAUCGGUAUAGCCCGACUCGUGGCUACCUACAUAUAUGCGUCGUUAUUCACAUACGUGGCGUACCACUUGACCCGCAACGUCCGACAAAGCUAUUUACGAGCUGCCUUUAGCCAAGAAAUAACCUACUACGACAUGGGCACCUCUGGCUCCAUAUCCCAGCAGGCGACCACGAACGGCAAGCUGAUUCAAUCCGGCAUAGCAGAGAAACUCGGAAUUGUCAUCCAAGCCAUUUCCACGUUCCUGGCGGCAUUCGUGAUCGCGUUUGUCAAGCAAUGGAAGCUGACAUUGAUCCUCAUAUUUAUGGUGCCAACCCUGCUUAUAGUGCUCGGUGGAGCCGGUGCCAUAGAUGCCAUGAUCGAGACCAAAAUAUUGCAAAUAUACGCGCAAGCUGGUAGCUAUGCGGAGAAUAUCCUUGGAGGAGUCCGGACUAUCGAGACCUUCAGCCUUCGGUCAAGGGUGAUGGCCAAGUACAGCUCUUAUCUCCAGGAUGCGUACACCCAAGGUGUGAGAAAGAACAAGCUUUAUGGUAUAGUUUUUGGAGGGCAGUAUUUCGUCACCUACGCCGGAAUGGGCUUGGCCUUCUGGCAGGGCAUUGCCAUGCUUGAUCGCGGCGAGAUCUCCGAUCUGGGAACCGUCUUCACUGUUCUCUUCUCGGUCAUUAUUGCUGCGAGCACAGUCAUGCAAAUAAUGCCGCACAUGGUCACCUUCAGCCGCGCAGCCACCGCAGCUUCGGAGCUGUUCGCUCUCAUCGACAGGCAAUCCGAGAUCAACCCCUUUGACGAGUCAGGAGACAAACCUGACGAAACUGCUGGUGUCAUUGAUUUACACGGUAUUCAAUUCAGCUAUCCCACGCGUCCAGAUGUCACUGUCUUAGAGGACUUUACCCUGAAUAUUCCGGCGGGCAAGGUCACGGCAUUGGUGGGACCGUCUGGCUCGGGUAAAAGCACCAUUAUUGGCCUGCUUGAACGGUGGUAUAACCCUUGUGAAGGUGGAAUUUCUUUGGAUGGCAAGGACAUCAGCCAGCUCAACCUCAAAUGGCUACGGACCAACGUCCGUCUGGUUCAACAGGAGCCGGUACUCUUCAACGGCAGUGUGUUCGACAACAUCGCCAACGGGCUUGUCGGCACCAAAUGGGAAGCAGCAUCGCAAGCAGACCAAAUGCAGCGCGUCCAAGAAGCCGCAAAGCUCGCCUUCGCCCACGACUUCAUCCAGGACCUGCCGAACGGGUACCACACACGGAUCGGCGAGAGAGGUGGCUUGCUAUCGGGCGGACAGAAGCAGCGGAUAGCCAUAGCCCGUAGUGUCAUCUCGGAACCAAAAAUUCUACUUCUUGAUGAGGCGACCAGUGCGCUUGAUCCCCACGCCGAAGGCAUUGUCCAGAAAGCUCUUGACAGCGCCUCGGAGAAUCGGACGACGAUCGUUAUCGCGCACAAGCUCGCGACCAUUCGGAACGCGGAUAAUAUUGUAGUUAUGUCUCAGGGCAAGAUCAUGGAACAGGGCCACCAUGAAGAGCUGGUAUCUAUGAAUGGGGUCUACGCCACUCUUGUCAAAGCCCAGGACCUCGCGCCGGCUAACAUCGAGAGCCACGGCUCAGAGGGCACAAGCUCGUCCGAAGGUUCGGAAAACGGAGAUGAUCAUAUCGAUCGCGUUCAGUCUAUUGCCAAAGUCGGAACGGCCCAGGCGCAACAAAUGGCGGCACUAAAGGACCGGGAAAACCACGAGUUAUACGAUAAAGCGGGCAUAAUCCGCAAUAUUUGGAAACUUCUGCGCAGAACACCAGAUCUUUGGCUUUGGUUCACCGUCACACUAGCCACAUGCGUCGCGGGAGCCGCCGUCAACCCUGGGCAAGCCCUCUUGCUAGGGAAAAUCAUGACCGUCUUUAAUUCUCCAGACUUUGUUUCCCGCGGUAACUUCAUCUCAUUGAUGUUCUUCGUCAUGUCACUCGGCAUUCUCGUGGUAUACUUUUGCAUGGGCUGGUCGACCAAUACUAUUGCACAAGCUCUCAGCAGGAAGAUGCGACGUGAAAUCCUAGAAUCCUUCCUCCGACAGGACCUCCAAUUCUUCGACCGUCCCGAAAACACCGUAGGCGCACUCAUCAGCCGGCUCGACUCCUACCCACAAGCUAUCCUAGAACUCAUGGGCUUCAGCAUCGCCAUAAUCCUCAUGUCGGUAGUCAACAUCGUCGCGUCAAGCGUCCUCGCAAUCGUCGUCUCUUGGAAAUUAGGCCUAGUCGGCGUCUUCGCGGGGCUUCCACCCAUGAUGCUAGGCGGGUAUGCUCGCGUUAGGCUCGAGGCUAAGAUGGACGAUGAUAUGGGCGAGAGGCUGUCGGCGAGCGCUUCCGUAGCUUCGGAGAGCGUCAUGGCAAUCCGUACAGUUUCUUCGCUGGCUAUCGAGGAUGCCGUACUGAGGAAGUAUGUUAACGAGCUGGACUGCGCGAUCUCGAAGGCGAGCGGACCUAUGUUUCACAUGAUGACCUGGUUCUCGCUCACGCAGUCUGUUGAGUACUUUGUACUGGCCUUGGGGUUCUGGUGGGGAUCAAAGUUGAUUACCGACGGAGAAAUUACCUUUUACCAAUUCAUCGUAUCGUUCAUGGGUGUCUAUUUCUCCGGGCAGGCCACCGCGCUGGCUUUCAGCUUUGCCAGUAGCUUCACCAAAGCGAACCAAGCUGCCAACUACUACUUCUGGCUCGACGGACUUGAAGGCAACAUACGUGAGACUGAUGACAACCGCGAAAAGGGACCUGACGGUUGCAACUCGUACGACUUCCAAGACGUGCAGUUCUCGUACCCCUUGGCACCGGAUAACCGCGUUCUUAAAGGCAUAUCUUUAUCUAUCCAACGAGGAGAAUUCGUAGCCUUCGUUGGUGCCUCAGGCUGCGGAAAGAGCACCAUGGUCUCACUCCUAGAGCGCUUCUACGACCCUACAAGCGGCACCAUCGCCAUUAACUCAUCCACACCCUUAUCAUCCCUUAAUCCGCAUCUCUAUCGCAAGGAGGUAGCCCUCGUCCAACAAGAGCCAACCCUCUUCCCAGGUACAAUCCGCGAGAACAUCUCCCAGGGCGUGCCAGACUCCGACCUCAACACAGCAGGACUCGCACCAGACGAAGUCCUAGAAGAGGCCUGCCGCGCAGCAAACGCAUGGGACUUUAUCUCCUCCCUACCGCAGGGCCUCAACACGCCAUGCGGGAGCGGGACUUCGGGAAGCCAGUUAUCAGGUGGACAGCGGCAGCGCAUCGCCAUUGCGCGCGCGCUGGUGCGUAAGCCUGGCGUUAUUCUACUCGAUGAGGCGACGAGUGCUCUGGAUACCGAGUCCGAGAAGCUGGUACAAGCGGCGUUGAUGGAGGCGGCGGCGUCCAAGGAUAGGAUUACGAUUGCGGUUGCGCAUCGUCUUUCGACGGUGCGGGAUGCCAAUUGUAUUUUUGUUUUCUAUGCGGGCAGGGUUGUUGAGGUCGGCAGCCAUGCGGAAUUGGUUGCUAGGGGUGGGAUGUAUGCGAGGAUGUGUGAGGCGCAGAGGUUGGAUGGGACUGCGUGA